AUGACCGGCACUCAGUUAGCAUGGGUGUAUAAGUUUUCCACGAGAUCUGACAAACGAUCUAUAUCAAGUCAGCCUCCAAAAUCAGUCCAACCCUGCCAGGUAAAAUGGUCAAAUGCGCUUCGAAUUGAUCCAACGGACACUAAGGGAAAAUGCUUGCAUUUUACUGCAUCAACAGCAGGGACAUUGUUUGUUGUGUUCGCAACUUUACCUAAAGAACCAGAUUCGCGUUAUUUAGUACAAAUAUCUCCUAACAUGAUUUCUACUUAUAAGGUAAGACUUCGCGAUAGCACUUCAAUUUUUGAUUUUUAAGAAGAAUCAAUUGUUAUUCCCUUUAGUGUUAAAAUUAUAGGAUAUUCAUUCAAGAUAACACUGAAACUAAUUUAGAUGCUGAGCUGCUCAACACUCUCCACUCCUUUGCAAAAACUUGGGGCCCUGUUUGCAGUAGAGUGUAAUUGUUUAUCUCUCAUAUUGAGACCACAGGUACUACUUCACUACAGUGUGUUCACGUCGUGAAUAACCACAACCUUUUUGUGACGAUGAUUAUACAAUCAAUGCAUUUGAGUUUGGGUUAAUCUUUCCUAAAAUUCAAUUAAUUUGAAUCUGAGCUGUUUCCAACUUCAAAUUUACCUUUUUAUUCAAGUGUUUUAUUAUCGAUCAUUACCUCUCUUAGGGUACUUCUCUAAAGACAUCAACAUCAAACCUAAACGCUCGGGCACUUGGAGAUGCUUCCCUUUAUCAGUCGUACUUUGUUUGUAUCACGGAAUCGGAAAAGAGCACCCUUAUUGAGUAUGGAAAGAGUCUGGGUACAUCUGAGAGUGGAGAUAUUUAUCUGAACCUGAUUGACAGCGGCGGACAGCUCAAUGUACGAUUCUACGCGUUUGGAAAUGAUAAAAAUCCCGCCAAAGUAAUGGAUACCCACAUCGUGUCUCGCCCUUUGACGAAAGCAGAAUGUAAAGGAGACACAGUCAAAGAUUUGGAGACAAACCUUUACGUUCAGAAGUGUCAUAAGGAUUGCGAUCCCUUGGCUGGUGAGACCUGCAAUCGAAAAAGCAUCAAGUUUUAGAUUUACUUUAAGUUGUUCUUAUCUUUGUCUACUUUCCUUCUGUUAUUUCUUGUUUUAAUAUUGCAAUUAAUGAAUUCAUUUGUCGAUAUACUUUUAACAACUUGUUCGCAUUUGGGUCACAACCACUCUUUGAUACUGGAUAGCAUCAAAAUUUCUCUCAACUUUGCAGAAGAAUUCUCACAAACAAACUAUGCGUUUGUGCCAGUGAAUAUUUUAAGGCCCAGCUAUAGAGCUAAGUUGAGAUAAACAAAAACGUUGAGGUAACAAGAGAAAGAAGACAAAAAAUGUGGUUGUAGCGCAUCUCAGCAGCACCAAUGGAGAAUAGGAAAGCAAACUUUGACCGAUAAUCCUAGAAUGAAACCUUGCCAACUUUGCUAGAUUGCGCCCACACUGCGAUGAGGCCACGUUAUGUACAAAUAACGUUCAAGUGCCCACCCACACUUACCCUUAGCCCAUUUUAGAUCUUUCCAAGAACAGUUUACAUGUUUUAUCACUUGGAUAUCCGAUCAAAAUACAAACUUAUGUCGUUUUUAUAGGUUGCAAGUCCCCUUACAGCGCUCAAUUUCCUGAAGGAUGUAACGCUUGCAGAGCUGCUCUUGACAUAGAGCAGCAUAAAUGCAUACCUGCAUGUCCAAAACACAAUACACUGACGAAAGACAAGAAAUGCGUCCGUAAGUGUCAUGUUACUUUUUUCUUUUUAAGUUUAUAAUAACCGCAUAAAAUUUAAUAUCCUCUGUUAAUUCAGGGAUCUUCAGGUGAGUGUCUAUUUCUAACUGGGUAUUCAGGAUGCUCAGAUACGAAGAUCGCUUCCAUAUCCGUUUCUUUGUCUGCAGUUCACAAAUAUGAUUUUCAUAUAUUUACAGUCAUUUAUUCAUCACUUCGCUGGUUUAUUUGGAACCGCUUUUAUUUUGACCAGCUCCUAAUUGGUUGUUGGCUCAGUUGGUAAAGCUCUGCACCGGUAUUGCGGAGGUCAUGGGUUCAAGUCCCGUACACUGCCUGAGUAGUGUUCAUUACUGCGAAGAUCGAUUUCAUAUUUAUAAAAUCCUUGUCAGGAGGCUAUCUCCGGAAACACGAGGGGGAGAUUUUUUCCAUUUGUUUACUGAAAAUGCAAUAAUGGACUCAAAGAUGAAAUAAUGCUGAAUUUGAGAUCCCAAAGUUGGAGGAAACAAGACCUCGCUGCAUUUUUUCAUCUGCCCGCUUAUAUGAACAUGUAUUUCAGUGAAUCCGUAUUCAUCUCUCACCGUACACAAACAUCUUUCACUAGUGUUAUACUCCUAAGUUCCAGUUAGGAAGUAUCUGGGAAAUAUACUAACAAUUUUCUUUUCACGAAAUUUGCAGAUCGAUGCCAAACACAAGGUUGAGUUCGAGAACAUGCCAGUCCUAACAGAACUCACUAUGUGCGAUUGGAUUAAGCUGGAAGAAAACUGGAGCGGUCAAAUAAGUUACUUCCACUUCAUGUAUUCGAGAAGGAGCCAGAUCACUUCAUUUCUGGGUCAGAAAGAUGGAGUGAUUGUUUUGACCAUGCAAAUCCUGCCGGAUACCAGUAAAUCACAGGAAAGUCAACGGUAUCAGAGAACGAAAUAGGCCUUGAUGUUUUUUUUUGUCCACGAGCUAGGGACAUCAAUAAAUCUGAGUGCUCUUGGAGGUAUCGAGCUCCAAACCUAAUUUUGUUACGAGCAGGAUCAUGGUAAAGGAAUUUGGCAGAUAGCCCUGCCAAAAUCGGCUUCCUAAGAAAAUUUCUGAAUCACCGAUUGUAUAUGUCUUCGGAAUUUUGCUUUAGAUUUUUGCUUGGGAAUUUAAGUCGUUAGUUUGCAACCCAAUGCAAUAACUCUGAAUUAAUAUAACUUGUUACCAUUCAUUCUACACCGCAGUGUAUCAUAAGCGCUGUUCCAACUUUUUGCCUUUAUCUAUAUACUAUUCUUAAUUUUUUUUGGCAGGCUAACGCUGCAACAGUUGGGAGACGUGCGGUGGCAUCCGUUUUGUGUGACUUGGUCCGGUUUUACAGAAGUGAUUCAGUACUAUUAA
Molecule: messenger RNA, 3088 nt
Organism: Pocillopora meandrina
Lineage: Eukaryota; Metazoa; Cnidaria; Anthozoa; Scleractinia; Pocilloporidae
Source: the annotation of a GenBank genome assembly